Chironomus riparius is the source of this 4522-nucleotide messenger RNA. NCBI's taxonomy places the organism in Eukaryota, Metazoa, Arthropoda, Insecta, Diptera, Chironomidae. The record is from the annotation of a GenBank genome assembly.
AAAAGAAACACAAUUUCAAAACAUUAUUUAAAUUAUAGUUUUUAACAAGAGAGAAAAGGUCGAAAACAUAUUGAAAAGCUGGCAAAUAUAACAUUAAAGAAUUAUAACGCCAAUUAAAAUGUGAAAUAAUGUGAAUUUGACGGCUUUAGGAAAAUAUAAAACUUCUUACUCAGAAAUUUCUAAGAAAAACAAAUUUUUUUGAAAUUCAUAACAAAAAAAAAGUUAUUACAAUGGUUGCACCUUUUAAAUACGAUUUGUGGAAUUCGGAUCCAAUCCGUGAAGAUGAUAAUAUUCAAGUGCAUUGCUUUAUGCCAAAUGGAAAUUAUAUAUUAUUUCAUUGUCCUACAACAUUAACACUGUUUGAAAUGAAGGAGGAAUUGUGGGAGGAGGCUGAAAAAUAUCCUCUGUUUGGACAUCUACGUAAUAAAGCAAUGUACGUCAUUAAAGCUAUAAAGUCUCCUUCAGCACUUUUGGAAGAAAUAAUAGAUGAGUCGCAGAGAAUAUGCGACGUACAGCCUUAUUUCGCAUUAUUUAGGAUAUCAGAACGUCUUGAGAAUGAAUCAGAAGACAUCAAUUUAAACAAAAAUAUUAAUAGUCUCAUAGGAAAGAAACUUGAUGACUUCAGAACAUUAAAAAAUCCAGAGGUAAACGAUUUUCGGUACCAUAUAAAUGUAUUGGGCGAACAAAUUGCAAAUCGUCGCUCGAAAAUGACUCUGAAAGAGAAAAUCUUGUAUCAAUAUCCUCCAAAAUUAGCGAAAAUUAGCGAAAUCCCACAUGCUGUUCAACCGGUGUUAAGGGAAAAUAAUGAAUUUCAAAUUGUUGCGAAACUAUCCAAUGAGAAUAUAUCAACAAUCACACUUCAGGUUUCGUGUUUUAUUAAUCCAUCGCAAUUACUUGAGCAAAUAAUUCUAAAGAAGCAAUCAAAAUUGAAGAAUUAUCGAGGAAAGAUGCAUGACUAUAUUUUAAAGAUUUGCGGUCAAGAAGAAUACAUCUUUGGAGAUUUUCCGCUCAUUCAAUUUUUGUAUAUUCAAGAUCGAUUGUCGCGUGGUGAAAUGCCGAUGGUCGUUGUGACUUAUGUGACUGACGUGUACGUCUUUACUAGUAAUACUGAAAUUUUAGAGAAAAAUCAACCGAAAAAGCAAAAUAAAGGCGGAGGUGGUGGUAAUACAUCAACAUUAAGAAAGAAAGGCAAGAACAAAACGACUUGGGAAGUUGAUGAUAAUUUCCAAAUCACAAUUAAUACAAUCUACAAUUUAAAUAUUGAUGCUAAUAAGACUGUUGAAAUUGGAAUUCAAGCGGGUAUUUUUCAUGGUGGAAAAUCCCUUUGCGAGAAACAAAAUACGGAGGCAAAGAAGGCAAUAGAAAAUGAAAAUAAUAAAGCGUUUGCAGAAUGGAAUGAGACUUUAAAGUUUGAUUUAAAAGUUUGUAAUAUACCUAGAAUGGCACGCUUAUGUUUAGUUGUAUAUGAAGUAGCUAGAAAUGCAAAACAUGUCCGUGCGAGACGUUUAAAGGAUACACAAAAGGAUUUAUUUAUUAAUCCAUUAUAUUUUGUCAACACAACAUUAUUUGACUACAAGAGUCAAUUUAAAAAUGGAGGUCAGACACUUUAUUCGUGGACCUAUUCAGAAGACUCAGAUUCUGAUGAAUUAUUACAUCCUUUUGGAACUUUAGAACCAAAUCCUCGUACUCGCGAAUGUGCUCACAUUACAAUGAUCUUUCAUUCGUAUCAUAAUAAUGAUAUGACUGUAGUAUAUCCAAAUAAAAGAGAAAUUCAUGAGUAUGCUGAACAACACUUUCAAAAACAAACACGAGAUGAUGCAAAGCUUAUUGAAAAUAUUAUUCAGCCAUAUUUGCACAAUGAUCGAAUUUCUGACAUUUCUGAACAGGAGAGGAAGGAAAUUUGGGAAAGGCGUUAUGAUUUAAUAACGUAUGUACCAGACGGACUGCCUUGUUUGCUACAUUGCGUAGAAUGGAAUAAUCGUUAUGAAGUAGCUGAAAUUAUUAGAAUGCUUAGUGAUUGGCCUCAAAUGUCUAUUGAGCGAUCUCUCGAGCUACUCGAUUAUGCCUAUGCUGAUAGUUAUGUUCGUCGUUUUGCCGUAGAAUGCUUGAAGAAAAUUCAGGAUGAGGAUUUACAACUUUACCUGCUUCAACUAGUGCAAGCAAUCAAACAUGAGCCCUACCUUUAUUGUGAUCUUGUAGAAUUUUUAUUGCAACGUGCCCUUAAUAAUCAACGAAUUGGACAUUUCCUCUUUUGGCAUUUACGCUCCGAAAUUCAAGUGCCGUCUGUAGAAGUUCGUUUCUCAUUGAUUCUAGAAGCCUAUCUGAGAAGCUCUAAAGAGCAUAUAUCAAUAUUGAUGAGACAGCAUUUAUGUCUUGAGAAAUUGAAAAUGGGAAGUGAACAAGUGAAGAAAGUUGUAAAAGAUAAGACGAAAUCAAAAUUGCUGGAAUUUCUAAAUACUCCACAUGUGAUUACUGAUCUUGUGAAUGUAACGUCACCUCUUAACCCAAGUUUCCGAUGUAGGAGCGUUAAGAAAGAAAAAUGUAAAGUUAUGGACUCUAAAAUGCGUCCAAUUUUAUUUCAAUAUGAGAAUAUCGAUCCAAGCGGUGAGGAUAUUAAUAUAAUUUUCAAGAACGGUGAUGAUUUAAGGCAGGACAUGCUCACACUUCAAAUGCUCAGGAUAAUGGAUAGAAUUUGGAAGUCAUAUGGUCAUGAUUUUCGCCUAAAUACGUACGGUUGUAUAAGUAUGGAUAGACGAUUAGGAAUGAUUGAAGUAGUUCUAGAUAGCGAAACAAUAGCAAAUAUUCAGAAGGAAAAGGGCAAAUUUGCUGCCACUGCUGCAUUUCAAAAAACUUCUCUUUAUUCGUGGCUUAAGGAUCACAAUAGUACAGAUGAACUUUUACUUAAAGCCUGCAAUGAAUUUACAUUAAGUUGCGCAGGAUAUUGUGUUGCAACAUACGUUCUUGGCGUGGCUGAUCGACACUCUGACAAUAUUAUGGUUAAAAAGAAUGGACAACUCUUCCACAUCGAUUUCGGUCACAUUCUUGGACAUUUUAAGGAGAAAUUUGGAAUAAGAAGAGAACGAGUUCCUUUCGUGUUGACACAUGAUUUUGUAUACGUCAUUAAUUUGGGAAGAAGUGAUAAGGAAGCAGAUGAAUUCAAGAAAUUUCAACAAUUAUGUGAAAAAGCCUUUAUGAUACUCCGAAAACAUGGAACUUUAAUCUUAUCACUGUUCGCAAUGAUGAUCUCUACGGGUUUACCAGAAUUGUCUUCUGAUAAAGAUCUCAAUUAUCUGAGAGAGACUUUGGUGCUCGAUUUAACAGAAGAUGAAGCACUACGUCAUUUUCGAUCAAAGUUCGAUGAAGCCUUGCAAAACAGUUGGAAAACAUCAUUAAAUUGGUUUUCACACAACAUCAGUAGAAACAAUAACAAGUGACAGAUUACAAUAUAACUGUUGCUUUUGUAAAUACCUACGUACACAGAUAGUAAUUUGGCGUAAAUGUUACGCUUAGCGAAAGAAAAAAAAAGUGGGGAAGGAAGGAAGAAGAAAAGAACAUGUCGAUCUCGUUAUAUGAUAACUUACCCGAGCAGUACAUCAUGUGAAUGACUGCCGCUUUGGGUUGUAAAUAUUUAUAAAUUCAAUUUUUGUAUGAUUGUGACUUUAAUCUCUCAUUAUUAUCUUCGUUUUCUUAAAUUGAAUAUAAUUUUAUUUUAUAUUAAAAUUCUCAUAUGGCCAAGGAGAGCAUGACGAACUAUCGUCUUCAAUCCUUGAAUAUUGCAUCAUAUUGCUUUAAAGUGAUAAUUAAUAGUAUAUCAUAAUUAACCUAAAUGAAUAUUAACGAAAUUAUAUCAAAGUGAAAGAUUUAUAAAAGAAAUUUGAUUACAGGAUAUAAAUUAAAUGAUGUUAUAAACAUCUUAUUUAGUUAUUAGAGAUGCUCCAUUUCUAGCUUGAUUAUUCAAAGAUUUUAUUUAAAUGUUUUUGACUGUUUAUUUUUAAUUAUUGUGAUGUCGAUUUAUUAAAAUCUUUUUGAAUAAUAUAAUUUUUAAAAUUACUUUUAAUCAAGAUCUUUGGAUGUCAUGCAUCUAUUGAUCGUUGAUUCAAAGAAAAGGAAAUUUGCUUCUUUCUUUUUCGUAUUUGUCAGUGCCUCCAAAUUCAAGGAGAUAAAAUAUAUAUCUUAAGAACUACUAGAAAAUGAAACAACUCUAAUUAAAUAUAAUAAAAUAAAAAAAUGAUAAUGAUGACGAUUAUAGAACAAUUUGUGUUACAAGACUGAUCCAAUUUUUCUAUCCAUUUUCAUUUACAAUUACCGAUGACUACUCUCAAAAUAUUUAAUUUAAAACAAGCAAUAAAAAAACAUGUGAAUGCUGUUUCUUCUUCUCAUUUACUCAAUCAUCAUUUGAAUGUAGAAAAUAUACAAUAAAAAAAAAUAAUCUUUACAAAUAAAAUCACUGCGUACACAGUGAUUCAGCAAAUGAUUAUCAUUAAAUGGAGCAUGAUUUUUUCCUUGUCUAUGCAAUUAAUUU